CAGAGGCGUCAAACGCAGUCAGACGCACCGAGACGCACAACGCCGAGCCGCCGAAACCUCCCCGUUCCCCGAAAGUCGCCGCUGUUAAUAGGGGAUAAACGUGGUGCUCCGUCGGUUUCCUCUCCGCGAGCGGUUGCGUUGUCGCGCGAAGCAACGUGGAGCAACGUGACCGAAAGCAACGUGCGAUUCUUACAGUGCCGACGACGGCACCGUACGUCAACUCCUAAGCGAGGGGAAGGAUGGAGAGCGAGCAGCAUCACUAUGAGCUUCGCAGCCGGAGCAGAUCUCGCUCCCACACGCCUAUGAUCCCGAACCGUCCCCUGCCGGAGCAAGAUGAACGUCAUUAUGAUCUCAGGAACUGGAGCCGAGAGAGAUCUCACACGCCUGGAGAGGUAACCAGUAGCAGAAGAUCUGCCUCUCGAUCAACUGUCAGCAUGAAAACGCAUGAAAAGACUAUGGAACCUAUAGAGGAGAGCAAAGAGGGAUCUGUCACGGAAAGUCUGACGGAUAACCAAAGCACAAAGUCCGAGAGUUCUGUCGUCGUCACGAAAAAAGCGGAACGUCGGUCGGAACGCCAGCGGGCCAAAAGACAAAUAUUUGCCAAUGGUCAGAGCGAAAGUAAGGAUGACGUAUCUGAUCAGAAAGCCGAGCGAAAGCGCAAAAGUGUUACACCACGCAGAGUACUUACCAGUGACUACUCGUCCGAAGAGGGAGAGAGAGAGGAUCCUCUGAGUAGAUCAGCAUCCAGCGCUUAUGAGAUUUACAAGCAGGCUGGUGAUUGGUGGAACGUUUUUCCAAAGACAGAUUAUACAUAUUCGCCAGCGUCGGAGUGUCGUUACGAAAUAGCUCCUGGUAUAUUAGCUAUGCCUAAUAUGUCAAGGCGGUCUAUACACGUAAACGACAAUGGAAGUACCGUAAUCAGUCGUCGGAAUGUAAGUCAGGCUUCGCGAGGAACGACCGAAAGUGGAAUUAGUGACUCAGACACUAUUGAUUUGAAAGAGACCGCCUCUCUAAUUAAUUCAUCCGAGAAUAAUUACGGCAUGUCAAGCACGCGUAUGUCGGAUUCUAAAGGAAAAGCGACUCUAUACAAAAAAACACGUGUAGAACAGUAUACAAGUCACAAAGAAACAAUUUAUUCGGAGCCUAGACAUUCUUCAGAUUUUCGGUCAAGAUACUUAUCGUACAUGCCUUCAUUUAGGGAGUAUGAUUCUUCUCGUGUCGAUUCCGAUACCGAAUUGGACGAGACUUUUGCAAAAUCAACGGUCAAAACUAAACAAAAUUGGAAGAUUGUGCAAUGGUUCACGUAUUUUGUAACCUUUAUAGUCGCUUACUUCAGAAAAACUGUUCAAUUCUUCAGAAUGGAUAGAAAAAGGCAGUAUUAUGGUGCACAAGCUUAUCGAGGGUCCAAUGUAUCCAAAUUGAAUACGUUGUGGCAAACUUUGGAUCGUUAUACACACAAUAUGUACUUUUUCUUCGUCAGAAUGCUCGUAUUCGAUGCCUGGCUGUUGAGUCAAUUCACUGGUGUUAGGAAAUGGCUACAAGAAAAGGGCCCGAGGAUUCUUUGGAUCACGCUUCUACCGUUACUUCUUUUACUUGGUGGUUGGUGCAUAGCACAAUAUUUGUCGCUUGUUUCUGAUGUUGAAACCGCGCCUCAGAGAGUGAUAGAAAGAUCAUUAUCUGAUGUACAAUGGGAAGAUCGUAAAAGCGUAAUUGAAGAAUUAUUGGCUAACAAUGAGAUCAUUAAAGAUUUAGUUAACAAAGCUGAUUUGGUCAAUAGGAUAGAAAUGCUCGAAAAUAAACAGGCACAUCAAAUGGAAUAUCUUAUGAAUAUUAGUCGGACUUUAGAAGAUCGCAAGAAAAGCGAUGCUGAUUUCCGGAAGGAAUAUGACGACAAAAUUAUUGACGUCGAAAAUAAACUGGAUGUUAGUAGUGAACUGAAAAAUAUGGCAUACAGCGAACUCAAAGUUAUCAAGCAUGAAUUUGAGGAACUACGCAAACUGUAUUCGGAAUUAAAAUCUUGUUGCAACGCCAAUGCAGAAUUCGUCGCAAAUCAAAAUAUUGAAAAGCGUGUGGAAAAAAUUUUAUUUGGUUACUUUCCUUCCGGAAUUUCAAAAGAAGAUCUUGUGAAAAACAUGCAGACUUUAUUUACAUUUCAUAACAAAGAAGAUGAAAAUAUUCUUAGUGGUGACGAUGCAAAUGAUCAUGUCUCGGACGAGCACAUACGCAAGAUAGUAAAGGAAGUUUUACGAAUUUAUGACGCGGAUAAAACGGGUCAAGUAGAUUAUGCUUUGGAAACGGCAGGCGGUCAGAUCAUUAGCACGCGGUGCACUCAGCGAUACGACAUAAAGACAAGAGCCUACAGUCUAUUCGGUUUCCCGCUCUAUUACGAGAGCAAUGAUCCGCGGACAGUAAUACAGGGAAAUCCGAUACAACCUGGCGUUUGUUGGGCCUUCCAAGAUUUUCCCGGAUAUCUUCUAAUACAACUACGAGGCAUCAUUUAUGUUACUGGUUUUACUUUGGAGCACGUUCCCAGAUUAAUUUUACCAAAUGAGAACAUGUCGAGUGCGCCCAGAAAAUUCAACGUCUGGGGACUGUUGAGUGAGAACGAUCAGGAGCCUGUGAUGUUUGGAGAAUAUGAAUUUACGAUAUCGGACGAAAAUUUGCAAUAUUUUCCAGUCCAGAAUACAGAGAUCAAAAAACCAUAUGAAUAUAUAGAAUUGAGGAUACACAGCAAUCAUGGACAACUAGAAUAUACAUGUUUAUACAGAUUUCGCGUUCAUGGGAGACCAGCUUAGGAAUUAAUCGCGCCAAAGUUCCUCUUCACAAGACAUUCGUAAGAUCGUUCCAGCAGUAGUGAGAACGAGCCACAAUUCUUCUCCAAUACGUGCCUUCGAUUAUCGUUACGAUAAACGUAACAAUUGACGCGAUUUGCAGUAGCACCUUGUAACUAUACUUGUGAAUAGAUCGAUUAUUUAACGCUUUUGUAAUAGAUUUUCAACGAAACGAUCAAAACACUUCAUACACGCGCGCCGAUAUUUAAUACACACUAAAGCCUUUUUCGUCAUCAUUUAAACGCGUUGAACGCUGUACAUAUACAUUCAAUAACGUCAAUAAUUUAUACUGAUCGAGAAGAUCGCACGAGAAGAUUGAUCGGGUCAAGCGGGAAUACGAUUACUCGGCCCGAUGGUGUUCUACAAUUAUUGCCUAUACAAAUACAUUUACUACAUGGCCUUGCUGUAGCAGUUACCCGACUAAAGCACCUCAAAAAAAAAAAAAAAAAAAAAAACAA
Messenger RNA from Solenopsis invicta (red fire ant), 3289 nucleotides. RefSeq lists its product as uncharacterized. Gene Ontology annotation, biological process: nuclear envelope organization. The transcript is spliced from 14 exons. Gene Ontology annotation, molecular function: protein-membrane adaptor activity. The record is from RefSeq and is a predicted model, not a curated record. Lineage: Eukaryota; Metazoa; Arthropoda; Insecta; Hymenoptera; Formicidae. Gene Ontology annotation, cellular component: nuclear envelope; meiotic nuclear membrane microtubule tethering complex. Bases 240 to 2795 code for a protein of 851 amino acids.